AUGGCAGCCGCUGUUACAAUUGAAGAGCUCCAAAACCAACUUGACGCCCGACGCGCAAGGCUUCAGAGCCGCAUCAAUGCCCUGCUUCGAGCUGGUGGUGAUGAGAACCUACCGCAUCUGGAUGAACUGCACCUGGAACGUCUCCGUUUGAUGCAAACCACCACGGAACUCCGGGAAUCAUGCAGCGACGUUAAGCAGGAGGUUGAGGAACAGCACGGGGCUCACCUCGUGUACCCACUUGCCGCCCGUGUACAGCGGUUGGAGGGAUUUGCACAGCGCGCCGCGGCGUACGUGGUUGAUGAACUGCCCGCCGAGAUGGAGAACCUGGCUGCUGCGGAUAAAAUUCACAGUAAAGAGGAAAUUGCAGCCUACGGUGUUGAGCUGCAGAAGACACUCGAGGGAGAGCACCGCAGCAUCGAGGCACUCCGGCAGCGUACGGCAAGGUGUGCGCGUGAGAUCCGUAAUGGACCCCGCAUCAUCCGCGGGGAGCCACUGGCCGGUACCCGCUUCACGCGCGCCCAGACACAGGAAGUACCAGACGAGCUGAGAGACACCCUGGCGUACACUGAUGAAGCCAAAAUCAAUAACACAGAGUUGGUUCUACGUGUACGUGAGUUGCGGAAAGUACGGAAGGAGCUUCAGAUGCAGGUGAGGGAGGAAAAGCAGCGUACGGAGAAAGAAAUCACCAAACUAAAGAUAAACAUCCGAAGCAUGGAGCUCGCAAACAAACGCGAUGCCAGCAUUUGCCAGCGGUUGAACGUAACCAAUGCCGCACUAACAACCAAUGCACAAACACUCCUGGGGCAGCUGAACGUGGAGCACUUCGGCAAUGAGGAAACGGACGAUGCUGUUGACCGCCUCGCCAGCAGGUACGACAACAGCUACAGGAGAAGGGUUGCUGAAAUCGCUUUUGACCAAAUUGAUGAGUUCUACAGCGAGAAUCCUGAAGAGAAGAAGGAAGUCAAAAAGGUGCGAAGGAUAAGGCGGGUUAAGAGACCCACGAAGAAGGCAGAGGAGCCUGCCGAGGGAGAAGCAGCGGCAGAAGGAGAAGCUCCGAAAGAGGGAGAAGCAGCAGCAGAAGGAGAAGCUCCGAAAGAGGGAGAAGCAGCUCAGGGAGGAGAGGCCCCAAAGGAGGGAGAAGCAGCUCAGGGAGGAGAGGCCCCAAAGGAGGGAGAAGCAGCUCAGGGAGGAGAGGCCCCAAAGGAGGGAGAAGCAGCCCAGGGAGGCGAAGCCGCAGUCGAAAAACCACAAGGAGCGCAAGUCACUGAAGGUCAAGAAAAUGUGAAGGAGCCUGAAGCGGCUGCAACCGGAGAAAACGGCGCAGGUGGAGAGGAAACUUCCAAAAACGAAAACGGUGCCGCCACCCAAGUCGAACGCACGUCGUAG
Trypanosoma brucei brucei TREU927 is the source of this 1386-nucleotide messenger RNA. RefSeq lists its product as hypothetical. Lineage: Eukaryota; Euglenozoa; Kinetoplastea; Trypanosomatida; Trypanosomatidae. The transcript has a single exon. Bases 1 to 1386 code for a protein of 461 amino acids. The record is from RefSeq and is a predicted model, not a curated record.